Molecule: messenger RNA, 1202 nt
Organism: Triticum dicoccoides
Lineage: Eukaryota; Viridiplantae; Streptophyta; Magnoliopsida; Poales; Poaceae
Product: 60S ribosomal protein L5, mitochondrial-like
Exons: 1
Coding region: 633-1202 (189 amino acids)
Biological process (GO): translation
Cellular component (GO): ribosome
Molecular function (GO): structural constituent of ribosome
Source: RefSeq, a predicted model, not a curated record
AGUCCGUCAUUGAAUUGAAGUGGUAGAGUGGUAAGUGGGCGUACGGUCUAUGGAUUUCCUAUCAGUGGCAUUAGUUCCUUUUCAUUCUCUAGAUAGAUGGGCAGAACAAGCUUCUCUUUAUAUUCUAUUCUAGAAAGGAUCAAUUAGAUUCUCAUCUCCUAUUUGUUUGAGCCAUUCAUUAUAGUGGUGGUGCCGGGAAGGCUGCUUAGCACUCUAGUCCUUUUGAGUAAGGAAUUGUAGCAUGGGCAGGCAAUCUCUUCGAUUGAUUCCCCUCCAGGAAUUACUUGAAUUAAUUAGCCGGCCCACGGAGUGAAAUAUCGAACUUAACCUAUAAAUAACUAGUAUCUCAAAAACCAAAUAAAAGGCUUUCUUUUAAGCUUGUUAAUGGAAUUCCACAGGAGUCAAGCGCUAGCAAAGAAGAAUUGGAAAUCAGUCGCUUCCCUUCUGGACUCAAGUCAGCAGAAGAGUGAACUUCAUAUUAAUAGGUAAAUCCUACAUCAAGCGUAAAGGAAGUACACUUUUUUUGAUUCGGCGCUUAAUAACUCGUACUUGACGUUGGUUUCGGUUCGAUCAACUAUCCUUUUUGAAGCGGAUAGUUCACAGUGCUCAUUCUCAAAAAAAGCGGAAAAGCCAUGAUGUUUCCACUCCAUUUUCAUUACGAAGAUGUAUUACGUCAGGAUCUGUUGCUCAAACUGAAUCACGCCAAUGUUAUGGAAGUUCCUGGAUUGUUUGAAAUAAGAUUAGUACCAAAAGCUGCCUCUGAUUUCAGAAUCCAAUUUGGAAAAUUGGCUAUGGAGAUUUUGUGCGGUCAGAGAUUCAUACAGACACAAAGGGGCCCCUAUUUUCAAGCAGGAAAGUCGUUUCGAUCCAAUCCAUUCUUGGGGUCCGAAAAAGACACUGGAUAUGUCAGUGACUUUGCACGACAAAGCGUUCUCCGAGGGCAUGGAAUGUACCAUUUUUUGGUCAGAAUCUUUACAGUAAUGUCUAUGUUGGAUUCUCCGGUCGAAAUACGGGAAAACUCCAUCAAAUUCUUUAUGGAAACGGAGUUUCGCGAAUUCUCCCCGGAACUGGAAGAUCAUUUCGAGAUCUUCGAGCAUAUUCGAGGGUUCAAUGUGACUAUUGUCACUUCGGCCAAUACAAAAGAUGAGACUUUACUACUGUGGAGCAGCUUUUUGCUAAAAGAUGAGGGGGAAACUAAGUAA